UUAGGUCCUCUAAAGUCCCUCUGAAUGUGUAUGUGCAUGUAUGUAUGUAUGUAUAUUGCAUGUGAAAUUUGAAAGUCUCGCUCUGAAGAUCUCCUUUAGCGUUUGUUUCCGGGAAGAAGCAGACAGGAGGAAGUAUGGAGAUACCGGACAUGUCAGAUAAACUUCUUUGCAGCAGACAAUAAAACAACUGAACACAGAAGACGACGAUAAAGCAAGAAUGUUUGCUCUUUUCUCUCUAAUCUGUCUGCUUGUGAUCCCAGGAAUGUGUAGCCAAAACUGGACAGUGAAGUAUUCAGACAGAGUAAAAUGUGUCUUAAAGGGCUCAACCAUAUUUCUGUUAAGCAAUUUCACAUAUCCUGAUGGUCUCAAUUUAACUAAGAUAUUUUGGACCAUAGAUCCAGUAAAAGAUAAGGAGACGCCCGAUCUGUCUGAAGUACCAGAAUAUAAAGGCAGAGUUAAAUACAUUCUGGGUAAGAAACAAAAAUUCAUUCUCAAACUGAGUAAGGUAAGAUAUGAGGAUGAACAUAUGUACUGCAUCAGAAUCGUGACAAAUGUAAAAAAACAACAAUAUUUGGGUCAUCCUGGAGUUCAGCUGAAAGUGACAGGGCUCAGGGUUAAGAUUCACAAUGAGGGAAAUUCUGCAGUUUUAUUUUGUAAAACCACAUGCAACCUUACAAGCAGCACAAACUUUAUCUGGUAUAAAAACAAAAGUCCUUUAUCAGAAUCAUUCAGUAAUAAACUGAUACUGCAGUCUGUGAGCAGUGAUGAUGCAGGAAACUACAGCUGUGCUGUGAGAGGAAAACGUCUGAAAUCUCCAGCUGUCACACUGAUGAUUCCUACAGAGAGCCUUGUUGUGAGUAAGGUUACAUUGGGAGUGACACUGGCUGUUGUCAUCACAUCUGUGUCUGUGAACAUUUUGGUUGUCUUGGUACUUGUAGGGAUCUGUAUCAGAAGGAAAAGAGUGACAUCAGAUGUUCAAAACAACACAAAUCUACAGCACCAUAAAACGAUGGAGUCUACUGAAAAGCCUUACAUGACCCUUGACCCCAAGACCACGAGUGCUGAUUAUGAUACACUGGAUAAUGCAAGUGAAUCCACUGAUAACAGACAAUCUUGAAAGCACACAGCUGCCAUCAAAAACAGCUGGAGAGGACCGAAAAUAUAAUGACAUUAAACACUGGAUGUUUGUUUUUAGUGGAUAGUAAAGUGGUUUAUAGUUAAGGUCUAGUAACAGUAAGUGCUGGCAGCAACUUGGUGCAAUUCAAAUGAAUUCAUAUCAGCGUCAUCUAUGCUAAAAUACUGUUGUAUUUUAAUGAGUAUUUCUGUCAAGAUACAUCUUUAACUAACAUUGUGUAGUUACUGCUAUCUGCCUCUAGAUGUCAGGUUGGUAAGAGUUGAAUCUUUAAAGAUGUAAAGUGAACUUUCUGUUUUAUAUAUUAUUUACUCAACACUUUUGACAGAGAUUCUGUAUUGGCAAAUUAUUUAUUUGACAUAAAACAAACAUAUUGAUGUAAUGAUCUGGAAAGUUUUGUCAGGAUGUGAGGAGGAUGAUCUCAUUUCUUUUUUAGACCGUAAUUUGACAUAUUACUGAAUAAAAUCUAGAUGGUCAGAAUUGAGAGGACAUGUUGCUUUAGCUUCCUUUUGCCUUAUACAUCUUAAUUAUCGGUUA
Messenger RNA from Paramisgurnus dabryanus, 1669 nucleotides. NCBI's taxonomy places the organism in Eukaryota, Metazoa, Chordata, Actinopteri, Cypriniformes, Cobitidae. The record is from RefSeq and is a predicted model, not a curated record.